Messenger RNA from Emericellopsis cladophorae, 1935 nucleotides. RefSeq lists its product as uncharacterized. The transcript is spliced from 9 exons. Bases 1 to 1935 code for a protein of 644 amino acids. The record is from RefSeq and is a predicted model, not a curated record. NCBI's taxonomy places the organism in Eukaryota, Fungi, Ascomycota, Sordariomycetes, Hypocreales, Bionectriaceae.
AUGCCAGCCAAGGAUCGACCUCAGCGCUCGGCGACAGCCAAGGGCAUCAAGAAGAACAAGACAACGCUCGUGGUCGGACUCGACUUUGGCACAACUUUCUCCGGGGUUGCGUACGCUCUUUCGACAAAUCCUGAGCAAAUAAGCAUCGUAUCGCGCUGGAAGGGCGAGCUGUACUAUCAAACCAAGGAUAAGCAAAAGGUGCCCAGCGUUAUUGCAUACGAUAAGUCUGGUCAGCCCGCCGCCUGGGGCUACGAGAUUCAAUACUCGCAUACGCCGCUUAAGUGGCUCAAGCUGCUGCUCGUGGAGGAGGAUGAGCUCCCGCGACACCUAUCCAGCUCCGCCGAGUAUAAAUCCUUGAAGAAGCAGAUCAAAGCACUGUGCAAAAGCCCUGUCGCUAUCAUCGGCGACUAUCUUCGCCUCCUCUGGGCCCACGCCUGGAGCCAGAUCAAGGCGGCCCAAGGGGAGUCGUUCGUGGAGGCUUGCAAAAUCAAGAUCGUCGUCACUCUGCCUGCCAUUUGGUCCCCGUGCGCGCAGCAGCGCAUGCAUGAGGCCAUCCAAGUAGCAGGCAUUGCUGGUCGACCUGAUGACCAGCACGUAUCCCUUGACUUUGUGUCGGAGCCCGAGGCGGCUAUCCUCGCUUCACUCAAGAGCAUGCGGAACCGCGAAGACGUAGAGGACGGUGACCAUUUCGUCAUCUGCGACGCAGGCGGAGGUACCGUGGAUCUGAUCACCUACGUGAUCGAAAGCCAAGACCCUCUCGUCGUCAAGGAGAGUGUCCGAGGAUCUGGCCUAGUCUGCGGCUCCGUGCACCUCGAUGAAGGCUUCGCGACGCUCCUAAAGACCGUCGUGGGACGAGAGGUAUACAAGAAAAUGCAAGGACCUGGCCUGCACGAAUUUAUGAACUUGCACUGGGAGAACGGACUCAAGGUGCAAUACUUCGGCCGCGACACACCACCAUACCCGCUGACGCUGCCUUACUCGGGAUCGAAGAGCGAGGGCUUCCGGUCGCCUGAGAUUCGAAUCCAAGGGUUCGAUCUUAAGCCAAUCUAUGCGAGAAUCUUUGAAAAGGUAGCCCGCCUUGUUCAGGGGCAGAUUGACAAGGUGGUCGAGGAGUACGACGAGACCCCCAAGUUCCUAAUUCUCGUGGGGGGGUUCGGCCAGAGCGAGUACCUUGGGAAGUCCCUCAAGAACAAAGUUCGCGAUAUUCCCGAGUUCAUCCAAGACGCAGGCGAACGUCCCUGGACUGCCGUCUGCCGGGGCGCCGUCGUCAAGGGUUUAGCAGAGUGCACUGACUCGUCGGAUCUUGCAAUCAUCGUCAACUCGCGCGUUGCUCGUGUCAAUUGGGGCACGGUGACCAAUAUCUCCCCCUUUGAGAACGAUGUCCACGACCCUCGGGACAGGGAAUGGUGUCCCGUAGAGCAGGAGUGGCAAGCCAAGGACCAGAUUAAGUGGUUCAUCACGAUUGGACAUCCUAUCGAGGCGGACCGCCCAAUCGUCCAUCCUUGCUGGCAAGCGCUGACCAGCGCGGAUGAGGAGAUUGUGACGGAGAUUGUGUAUUCGUACAAGACGCUUGAGUUCAAGGACCCAAGGGCGAACGUGACGCGCCGCGAUGGCUCGGUCAAGAAGCUCUGCGAGAUACGGUGGAAGAACCUGCUGGACAAAUACAGGAAGCUGCCCGAGAUGCAGACAACGACGGGGCAAAGCUUCCGCCGGCUGGAGUACGAUGUGCACCUCACAACACAAGGUGUUUCUCUGGACUUUAUCGUGUAUCAUGAGCACGAGGUCAUGGGGCAGGGCAACGUAUAUGCGACGGGCAGUCAAUGGUUUGAUGCCGUGACGGUUUGGGUGCUUGGCAUGGUCGGCAGCGACCUCGACCUCGACCUCGACAUCGACAUCGACAUCGACGACAUUGCGAAGUCGACUGCACAAUACUGA